This is a messenger RNA of Mirounga angustirostris (Northern elephant seal), 6496 nucleotides long. RefSeq names its product ATPase copper transporting alpha (gene ATP7A). Gene Ontology annotation, biological process: copper ion import; copper ion homeostasis. Gene Ontology annotation, molecular function: copper ion binding; P-type divalent copper transporter activity; ATP binding. The record is from RefSeq and is a predicted model, not a curated record. Gene Ontology annotation, cellular component: plasma membrane; trans-Golgi network. The transcript is spliced from 17 exons. NCBI's taxonomy places the organism in Eukaryota, Metazoa, Chordata, Mammalia, Carnivora, Phocidae. The coding region runs from base 187 to 2970 and encodes 927 amino acids.
UUUGCAGCUUCCCAGGACCAUAUCUUUGUUCAGUGUAAUUUUAUAUAAAAACAGCAUUCUAAUGAACAUACCUGAAGGAUAUUAAUAGUGCAGAUAAGAUCUUGUAUGUUCAUCCCAUGUUACAAUUCAUGUAGGAAAAAGUAGAUUUCUGAAUAACAAAACCUUUGUCUUUAACAGGUGAGAGGAAUGACGUGUGCCUCCUGUGUACAUAAAAUAGAGUCUAUCCUCACAAAACACAGAGGGAUCUUCUACUGCUCUGUGGCCCUGGCAACCAACAAAGCACAUAUUAAAUAUGACCCGGAAAUUAUUGGUCCCAGGGAUAUUAUCCAUACGGUUGAAAGCUUAGGUUUUGAAGCUUCUUUGGUCAAGAAGGAUCGGUCAGCAAGUCACCUGGACCAUAAACGAGAAAUAAGACAGUGGAGACGGUCCUUCCUUGUGAGCCUCUUUUUCUGUAUUCCUGUAAUGGGGCUGAUGAUAUAUAUGAUGGUUAUGGAUCACCAUCUUGCAACUCACCAUAAUAAGAACACAAGUCAAGAAGAAAUGAUGAACAUUCAUUCUUCUAUGUUCCUGGAGCACCAGAUCCUGCCAGGAUUGUCCAUUAUGAAUUUGCUAUCCUUUCUAUUGUGUGUACCUGUACAGUUUUUUGGAGGCUGGUACUUCUACAUUCAGGCCUACAAAGCACUGAAGCAUAAAACUGCAAAUAUGGAUGUACUGAUUGUGCUGGCAACCACCAUUGCAUUUGCCUACUCUUUGGUUAUUCUUCUGGUUGCAAUGUAUGAAAGAGCCAAAGUAAACCCUAUUACUUUCUUUGAUACACCUCCUAUGCUAUUUGUGUUUAUUGCACUAGGCCGGUGGCUGGAACAUAUAGCAAAGGGCAAAACAUCAGAGGCUCUUGCCAAGCUAAUUUCACUACAAGCUACAGAAGCAACUAUUGUAACUCUUGACUCUGAUAAUAUUCUCUUAAGUGAAGAACAAGUGGAUGUGGAGCUCGUUCAACGUGGAGACAUCAUUAAAGUGGUUCCAGGAGGCAAAUUUCCAGUGGAUGGUCGUGUUAUUGAAGGACAUUCUAUGGUAGAUGAGUCCCUUAUCACAGGGGAGGCAAUGCCUGUGGCUAAGAAAUCUGGCAGCACAGUAAUCGCCGGUUCCAUUAACCAGAAUGGGUCACUACUUAUCCGUGCAACCCAUGUUGGAGCUGACACAACGCUUUCUCAAAUUGUUAAACUUGUGGAAGAGGCACAAACAUCAAAGGCUCCUAUCCAGCAGUUUGCAGACAAACUCAGUGGCUACUUUGUUCCUUUUAUUGUUAUUGUUUCCAUCGCUACCCUCUUGGUUUGGAUUAUAAUUGGAUUUCUGAAUUUUGAAAUUGUGGAGACCUACUUUCCUGGAUAUAACAGAAGUAUCUCCCGAACAGAAACGAUAAUACGCUUUGCUUUCCAAGCCUCUAUCACAGUUCUGUGCAUUGCAUGCCCCUGUUCACUGGGACUAGCCACUCCGACUGCUGUGAUGGUGGGUACAGGAGUAGGCGCUCAAAAUGGCAUACUAAUCAAAGGUGGCGAGCCAUUGGAGAUGGCUCAUAAGGUGAAGGUAGUGGUGUUUGAUAAGACUGGAACCAUUACCCAUGGAACCCCAGUAGUGAACCAAGUAAAGGUUCUAGUGGAAAGUAACAGAAUAUCACGCAGUAAGAUCCUGGCCAUCGUGGGAACUGCUGAAAGUAACAGUGAACACCCUCUAGGAGCAGCCAUAACCAAGUACUGCAAGCAGGAGCUGGACACUGAAACCUUGGGUACCUGCGUAGAUUUCCAGGUUGUGCCAGGCUGUGGUAUUAGCUGUAAAGUCAUCAAUAUUGAAGGCUUGCUACAUAAGAAUAACUGGAAGAUAGAGGAAAAUAAUAUUAAAAAUGCAUCCCUGGUUCAAAUUGGUGCAAGUAAUGAACAGUCAUCAACUUCAUCUUCCAUGAUUAUUGAUGCCCAGCUCUCAAAUGCUCUUAAUGCCCAGCAGUACAAAGUCCUCAUUGGUAACCGGGAGUGGAUGACUAGAAAUGGUCUUGUUAUUAACAAUGAUGUAGAUGAUUCCAUGACUGAACAUGAAAAAAAAGGUCGGACUGCUGUAUUGGUGGCAGUUGAUGAUGAGCUGUGUGGCUUGAUAGCCAUCGCUGACACAGUGAAGCCUGAAGCAGAAUUGGCUGUCCACAUUUUGAAAUCUAUGGGCUUAGAAGUAGUUCUAAUGACUGGAGACAACAGUAAAACAGCUCGAUCUAUUGCUUCUCAGGUUGGCAUUACAAAGGUGUUUGCUGAAGUUCUCCCUUCUCAUAAGGUUGCUAAGGUGAAGCAACUUCAGGAGGAGGGGAAACGGGUUGCAAUGGUAGGCGAUGGAAUCAAUGACUCUCCAGCUCUGGCGAUGGCUAAUGUAGGGAUUGCCAUUGGCACGGGGACAGACGUAGCCAUUGAAGCAGCUGAUGUGGUUUUGAUAAGGAAUGAUCUUCUGGAUGUAGUGGCAAGUAUUGACUUAUCAAGGAAGACCGUCAAGAGGAUUCGGAUAAAUUUUGUUUUUGCUCUAAUUUAUAAUCUAGUUGGAAUUCCCAUAGCUGCUGGAGUUUUUAUGCCCAUUGGUUUGGUUUUGCAGCCCUGGAUGGGAUCUGCUGCAAUGGCUGCUUCAUCUGUCUCAGUAGUACUUUCUUCUCUCUUCCUUAAACUUUACAGAAAACCAACUUAUGAGAAUUAUGAACUGCAUGCCCGAAGCCAGAUGGGACAGAAAAGGCCUUCAGAGAUCAGCGUUCAUGUUGGAAUAGAUGACACCUCGAGAAAUUCUCCUAAGCUGGGUUUGCUGGACCGGAUUGUUAAUUACAGCAGAGCCUCCAUAAAUUCACUCCUGUCUGAUAAACGGUCCCUAAACAGCAUUGGUACCAGUGAACCUGACAAGCAUUCCCUUCUGGUGGGAGACUGCAGGGAAGAUGAUGACACCACAUUGUAACAGGCCACACAGAAUGCUACUAGAUGUUGUUAUGCACUGAUACAGCAUUAAUGAUGUCUCCUUAACUUUUCAAAAUAUCGUGGAAGGACUUUAUAUUGGUCUCAUGCCCUUAUGGUAGGGAGUCCCUUUGAAUUGCAUUUGUCUAAAGGCAAAAAUACCUUUCUUCAGAGCAUUAGCUCUCAACCUAGCUUUAUUUAAAAUGAAUUUCCAAUACUUUUUGUUUUCUCUAGUAACAGAUAAGGUAGGCCAGUGAGGUUUACAACAAGCCCUACAAUUGAAGAUUGCUGAUUUGCUGCUAAAGUGGUAGAUAAUUUUUUAUUUGACCAAAAAGAAAAGGCUCAAGAGAAAGGAUACUUGAAAGUUUGAAGAUCUGAGAGCAUGAUCUUGAGGACAUUCUUGAGCCCUCAGCCCUGCCAGGUUGGGGAACAAGGGCUUUAAAACACUGUAUAAAGCAUCUGGUUUUAGAAGGAAAACAGUAGAAACUGUUUAAAAAUAGACGUGCCUUAUUUAUUACAGGCUUCCCCCCCCCCCGCCCCAUUCUCUCUGCAUCUUUGUCUUUGCAGUUGCUUUCUUAGAUGCCCUAGUAUGGUUCUUUGUCGUUGUUAUUGUUCUUUCGAGUGAGCUCAGUGUAGGUGAUUUUUGAUGGAUAAAAAUAACUGACAACUUUUCCAAUAUCUUCUUCCUUUCUUUAUCUUGUAGCCCCAAAGACCUUAAGGGUCCAGAGGGUUCUUUGUUUCCUAUCUCUCCAUUGUUGUAAAAAAAAAAAAAAAGAUAUCGGAUUCUUCUUUCAUUGACUCCCUAGCUCUGUACAAACUUUCAAUUUACUCCUGCUUAGUUCCACUAUAAAUUGUUCUUAGUCUCUCAGCCUCAGUCCAGAAACUUAAGAUUUUGAGCCUCUUCCACAGUUGACUUUUUCAGAUUAACACUACCAUCUUUAACAUAUACGGGUCAUAUGAAAUUACCUGGAUUCACUAAAUUUGUCCUUUAUGGGAGAGAAUACAAGACUUUAGCUGGUAUCUAUAAUUUAAUAGAUUUUCAGUAUAUUUUAGUAUUUUAGAUGACUUCUCAAGAUGACUUUAAAAUAAUGCUAUUACACAAAGCUGCAUUUACCCAAAAAUACAAUAAAUUGUCAUACAGAAAUGAGAAUUUCCCUAGGUUGUGAUACCUUUUAGCCAAAUCUAUACUUUUCUCUAGUUUAAAACAUUUGCCCUUGCGAAGUUAGUGUGGUUCGCAAAUUCAGGGGCUGUUCUCAGUGCCAUAUACAUUUAGAAAUCCCCCUCUGAGUGCCUAGGAGUGAAUAUACUGGUGAGAGAUCUGGUACUUGUAUCAUUAUUUAAAUUCCUCCUGAAUUGCAAGAUGGAUUUCAUAUGUAGAAUAUGGAAGUGAAAAUAAAUAAAUAAAUUCCUAAUAUUUGGUUCCCAUCACCAUAUGUAAAUCUGUUAGCACAAUGCCUAGCACAUAGGAUUUGCACUCAGUAAAUGUUAGUUCUUUUCUCCCCUUGAGGUCUGUAAUGAAUAUUAAUAAUCAAUUUUUUAGGGCAGAGUCUACAAUCAGGUAGGAGUGGGGGAUGGGUUUCUUCCUCUCCUACUUCCUUUCUCUCUUAUCCUUUCAUACACACACAGAAAAGUUUACCACAUUAUUCCAUGUUGUCUUUUCAGAUUUGGAAAAAAAAUCUCAUUUUUAUCUCAGCUAUCUUAAAGAGAGAAUUGAAACUAUUGAUGAAGGUGCUAUUAAUCUAGAAAGGCAAACCCGUCUUAAUGAAAUAUGAAUGUGAUUGUAUGUCUAGGCUCUUUAAAUGCCUGUGCCACCUUCUGUGCUUCCGCUUUGAAUUUUAAUAUUUGUUUUUUCUUUUAAUUCUAGUGGUUCAUCAUACCACAACUUGUUUCUUCUAGAAGAAACAGCCAAUAGGAAAAAAUGUAUAAUAGACUUUUGACAAAAGAAACACCUCUCUUUCUCCCUUACUCUUUCUCUGUCUUUGAAACACUUGAACAUAGCCAGUUACUACUUUUAUUUCUAUGUGUGUUUUUGAGUUGUCCUUUUGGGUCCCAUUUGACAAGGGACCCAUGUGUCCUAGGACAGUGAGAAGAGCAGCCUAUAGUCUGGGAAAAAUCAAGGAUUUAAUUUCAACCCUUGCUAUCAGAACAGAAAACAUGUUUAGAAAGAAUCCUGGUUUAAAUAUCUGAAACCAUCUUUGAAUUCUCUACCACAAGUCUCUUUUGUAAUCCUGAACUCCCAUUAGCUUCAUCGAACAGCUGUAUUCACAGGAGAGAGAGAGAUGAUACCAGGAUCAAAAACAUUGCUUUCAGUUAGUAACUAGCUCUAAGUAACUAGUGGCUAGUGAGAACAAAUGUUAUAAAUGUAUAUGUGUGUAUGUAUAUGUCUAUUCAUACAUAUGUACACACACAUAUUUACCAUAUAGAAGGAAAAUGGAUUUAUAUUUGAAUUUGACAUUUGAAUAUCUGAAGUUCUUUAUUUGUUGUUCCCUUAUCACUCUUCUGUAUUCACUCAGUAACCAUGCCCUCGGUCUGAAGAUAACAAGGAUGUUUUGAUAUCCAGUGCUGGCUCUGACUCAACAAUGGGGCACCUUUUAUCUUGAAUAUCCAAAGAUGCCUUUUGAAUUUCAAAGGUUAAAACACAACUAGAAUACUUAGUGUCCUAGUCUAAAGAAGUAUGGUGGUCAGUUGUGAAAAUAGAGGUGUUCUUUUUCCUAGUUUAGUAUCAGCAUUUUAGAGUGUUAAAUUUGAUGCCUUGUGAACAAAACAUUUUAUAUUGUGCUUUAACUUUUUAAAAGUUUAUUUUUUUCUUUUUUCAGAUGUCUUCUUUCUUCAGAAUGCUUAAAAUAGCACUGUAGACAAGAUGUUUCCAAAAAUUUAAGUGUGCAUAUCUUUUAUGUACACAGCUUAAAAUCAAGAAUGUAUGUUCUUUGAGAAUUUUUUUCCCAUUUCUUGUGAAUCUUGCUUUAAAAUUAUUUUUCUUAAUAUUUAUUUUACUCUAUUUUGUUAUUUUCUUUGGCUGAGGCAUCUGGUUAUUGGUUAUUUUAAUAAGAAUAAAAACAUUCCUGGAAUCACUCCCUUUGGAUUUUUUGCUUGUUUAUUUUGUACUUUUCUACAUUUAAAAAUAUUAUUUUACCAAAUAUAAAAAAUAUGGAUUCAUGCCGAAUUAUUAGCUAUUUUUACACUAAGUUUCUGUAGUCCCUCUGAAAGUUUAUCUGGUGUGAAUAACCAGGUAAAGCACAAAAGCAUGAAAUCUUGUUCUUCAGUUAAAAGAGCUUCUAUCGUGGCAUUGAUAAUAGAUACCUUUUGUAGCCAAAACCAGGCGUCUCAACCUUAUGUUUUUAGUUAAAUGUUUAACUAAACAUUGUUAAACAUUGAUUGUUUGGUACCCAAAACAGCAGUGGACAAUGUUGUGCAAUAAUCAUCUACUACAGUUAAGAUAUUCAGUAGUUUGUUUUUCCAUAAGCAUGUAAUUGAUCAUAUUUCUGCCAAGGAUGUGCCUUCAAAUUUAGAAUUAUAGUAUUGUAGAGAAA